UCAGUGCAAAACAGCUGCAGUUCACCUUUCACCUCCCACCUGUUAACCUCCUUCCUGUUGGUCCUUCUCCCGGGGCUCACUCAUUUCUCUCAGGCCGGCUCUGGCCACGCAGCCAGUAACGCACCGGGAAACUGCUCCAGCGAGGACAGCUGCUCUGAAGGAGUGGUGCUGCCCACCUGGAACCCCCAAAAUCCCUCAAUGGGGGACAAAGUGGCACGCGCCAUUGUGUACUUUGCAGCUCUCAUAUACAUGUUCCUGGGCAUGUCCAUCAUCGCAGACCGCUUCAUGUCUUCCAUUGAAGUCAUCACCUCUCAGGAAAAGGAGAUCACUAUCAAGAAGCCCAAUGGCGAGACCACCACAGCCACUGUGCGCAUCUGGAACGAGACCGUAUCCAACCUCACCUUGAUGGCGUUGGGCUCCUCCGCUCCAGAGAUCCUGCUUUCAGUCAUUGAAGUGGUUGGCCAUGAGUUUGAGGCCGGCGCGCUGGGCCCCAGCACCAUUGUGGGCAGCGCUGCAUUCAACAUGUUUAUCAUCAUCGCCAUCUGUGUGUAUGUUGUGCCAGAAAACGAAACCCGCAAGAUAAAGCACCUGCGGGUGUUCUUUGUUACUGCCACCUGGAGCGUGUUCGCUUACAUCUGGCUGUAUCUGAUCCUGGCUGUAAUCUCCCCCGGGGAGGUGGAGGUGUGGGAGGCAGUCCUCACCUUCUUCUUCUUCCCGCUCUGCGUGAUGCAAGCCUGGAUCGCGGACCGGCGCCUGCUCUUCUACAAGUACGUCCAUAAGCGCUACCGUGCUAACAAGUCCCGCGGCAUCAUCAUAGAAACUGAAGGCGAUGCCAUGUUCACCAAAAUGGACCUGGAGGUGGAUGGUCAGGGUGUCAACUCCCACAACCAUCCCAAGGAGGCUCUGGACGGGAUGCUGGAGGGGGUGGAGGAAGGUGGGGGGGUCAGUCCAGGCCUUGACCAGGAGGAAGAGGCUCGUCGGGAGAUGGCUCGCACUUUGAAAGAGCUGAAACAGAGACACCCGGAAAAGGACAUGGAACAGCUGAUUGAGAUGGCCAAUUACCAGGUGCUGGUCCAGCAACAAAAGAGCCGGGCCUUCUACCGCAUCCAAGCCACGCGGAUGAUGAUUGGAGCCGGCAACAUUUUGAAAAAGCAUGCCGCCGACCAGGCCAGGAAAGUGGUGAGCUGUCAUGAGGCCAGUGGCCAGGAAGAGGAUCCCCACACCAUUUACCUCCAGUUUGACCACACUCACUACCAGUGCUUUGAGAACUGUGGUUCACUUAAGCUGUCAGUCGGGCGCCAUGGAGGAGAAAGCGGCUGCACUGUAAAGGUGGAUUACCGCACGGAGGAUGGAACUGCCAAUGCUGGCUCAGACUACGAGUUUGCUGAAGGCACGCUGGUCUUCAAGCCCGGUGAGACAGUGAAGGAGUUUACCGUUGGUGUCAUAGAUGAUGACAUCUUUGAAGAGGACGAGCAUUUCUACGUGCACCUCAGCAACCCUCGCGUCGUGCAUCGCGCGGAGGUCUCCAUCCUGGAGCCCAAUUCCAUCAACUCUAGCAACAGCAUGAUGGGGAGUGGCCUCCCACCCCACGUCCCCCCUAAAGCAGCCCUGGGCAGCACUCACACUGCUACAGUCACCAUCUACGACGACGACCACGCCGGCAUUUUCACAUUCGAGAGUAAUUCCACGCGGGUCAGCGAGAGCAUCGGCAGCAUGCAGAUGAAGGUGCACCGGACCUCCGGCGCCAGGGGUAAAGUGGCCGUUCCCUACCACACGGUAGAGGGCACCGCCAAGGCAGGGGAGGACUACGAGGAGGUGGUCGGCAAGCUGGAGUUUCAGAACGACGAGACCAUGAAGCUGCUGGACGUGAAGAUCAUUGAUGACGAGGAGUAUGAGAAGAACAAGACCUUCACCGUCGUUUUGGAGGAGCCAAUACUGCUGGAAGUGGGACAGAAACACGGAGACUCCAAUGAUAACAAGCCAGCGGCCGGGCUGGAGGACGUGGCGAAGAUGGGCUGCCCCAGUCUAGGAGAGCACACCAAGCUGGAAGUCGUCAUCGAGGAGUCUUAUGAAUUCAAGAACACGGUGGAUAAGCUCAUUAAGAAGACUAACCUUGCUCUGGUGGUUGGCAGCAGUAGCUGGAGGGAGCAGUUUGUCAGCGCCGUCACUGUCAGCGCAGGUGACGAUGACGAGGAGGAGAGCGGGGAAGAGCGUCUGCCAUCCUGCUUUGAUUACAUCAUGCACUUCCUGGCAGUGUUCUGGAAAGUUCUCUUUGCAUUCGUCCCGCCCACAGAGUACUGGAAUGGCUGGGCCUGCUUUUUUGUGUCCAUUUCUCUGAUUGGUGUCCUGACAGCCGUUACUGGUGACCUGGCCUCCCAUUUCGGCUGCACAGUCGGUCUCAAAGACUCGGUCACCGCUGUGGUGUUUGUGGCCCUCGGCACUUCUGUCCCAGACACAUUCGCGAGCAAAGUGGCCGCCAUCCAGGACCAAUACGCCGACGCCUCCAUUGGGAACGUCACGGGCAGCAACGCGGUUAACGUGUUCCUGGGCAUCGGCGUGGCGUGGACCAUCGCGGCCGUGUACUGGAAGACCAAGGGGAAGACGUUCCACGUGGAGCCGGGCUCGCUGGCUUUCUCCGUCACCGUCUUCACUGUCAUGGCGCUGGGGUGCGUGCUGGUGCUGCUGUACCGCCGCCGUGCCAGCGUGUCGGGGGGCGAGCUCGGGGGCCCACGGACAGCCAAGCUCCUCACCAUGCUCCUGUUCCUCUCCCUCUGGUUCAUCUACAUCCUGCUGGCCUCCUUAGAGGCCUACUGCCAUGUGCCCGGCUUCUGA
Molecule: messenger RNA, 2832 nt
Organism: Lampris incognitus (smalleye Pacific opah)
Lineage: Eukaryota; Metazoa; Chordata; Actinopteri; Lampriformes; Lampridae
Gene: slc8a4a
Product: solute carrier family 8 member 4a
Exons: 7
Coding region: 199-2832 (877 amino acids)
Biological process (GO): calcium ion import across plasma membrane; sodium ion transmembrane transport; cell communication
Cellular component (GO): axon; sarcolemma; postsynapse
Molecular function (GO): calcium:sodium antiporter activity
Source: RefSeq, a predicted model, not a curated record